AUGGAUGUCAAGAGCAAUGAUUCUGAAGACUGGAUGCCUAUGGCACGAAAUUGGGGUGCUAACUGGCACUCGUUGGCGAACCUUAGCGGAAAGAUGCUCUCCUUCAGACUAACCAACACUGAUGGACACACGCUUGUGUUCAACGACAUUGUGCCAAAGGGGUGGACCUUUGGGCAAUCAUUUGUUAGCAAAUUGCAAUUCUAG
Triticum turgidum subsp. durum (durum wheat) is the source of this 204-nucleotide messenger RNA. NCBI's taxonomy places the organism in Eukaryota, Viridiplantae, Streptophyta, Magnoliopsida, Poales, Poaceae. The record is from the annotation of a GenBank genome assembly.